GCAAAAAAGUAAAGCGCUCCUAAGGUCAUCUGCGUCUAAUUGUCAUGAAAAUUCUGCCACAAUGCAAAAAAGCUUUAAUGGUCCUACAGUAAGCUUCAUUUAACUCAUGCAAAAUAUAAUUUCUGGUUUCUUCCUUCUUUUUGCAAGGUUAACCCGAGCGUGUUUUUCACGAAUUACACACAGCCAGAUCUUCCUGCCGUCGAGGAGAGUCAGUUUACAUACCAGCUCUUCCUGCACUUAGAUAACACCGAAUAGCUAUAAAUGGCUGUUUUUCUGAAACACAUCUGAUGCUUUUUUUUUUUUCUUUUCCGCCAUUAACACUCCGCUUUGGCUUCUCGUUCUGAACGCAGUGUUAAAUCAUUCCGUGUAGCACAUAUGAAAUUGUAAAACCACAAAACCUGAUGGCCUCACUCAGGAAUGUGAAGUAUGCAGGCCAAAGGAAACCAAGAGCAGCCAAAGGGGAGUCGGUGAAAUGUAAUAUCCUCUCGCUUAAAAACCCGUGCGUUGUGCACAUUACGCAGCGCGCGUAAAUGCGUGCAUCCGUGCCUAUCGCGGUGCGUGCACCGGUAUUUGAGCGAAGUCUCCGUUUUGUGGCGUUUCGGAGUGUUGUUUACAUGCGAGUCCCCCCCUCUAAACAGAGCGAAGUGGUUUCUCCCAUAGUGGGAGGUGUAGUUCUGUGGAGAAGUCACCGCAGAUCAAUGAACUGAGCGAAACAGACGGGCUGGGCAAGCCGACUACAGCGAGCGUCCGUGGGAUAUAUGCCGCUCACCCUCCUGCAACACCUAUUAUUUCUCCCCCGCAACCAUCCGGUCUUAAAGAGACGUCAAAGGGAGACUCUGUGACGGGGCUGCUCGGUCUCUAUGGUUUAUAGAGCCGCAGAUACAACUUUACCCCCGCCGGAUACACGAGAGCGUACCAGAUAGAAACGUUCGGUAGAAAUUAAUUCAUCCGUCGGUGGAUAUUCGCUCGUCGAGGAUGAUUUUUGCAAAUUCCGGCCACACGGUGAGGGCGUCGCACAACCGCAAACAGCCUCCUGUUGGCCCCGCCUCCCACCCAAUGGCUCCGCCCAGUCCCGGAACCAACAGCAGCACCAAUCACAGCAGCAGCAGCAGCAGCACGGCCGGCUGGGAGCAGCUCAGCAAAACAAACCUCUACAUCCGUGGUUUACCACCAACCACCACCGACCAUGACUUGGUCAAGCUCUGCCAGCCGUGAGUUCCUCCUUUUAUU
Messenger RNA from Puntigrus tetrazona (Sumatra barb), 1230 nucleotides. Its product is annotated as RNA-binding motif, single-stranded-interacting protein 1-like. NCBI's taxonomy places the organism in Eukaryota, Metazoa, Chordata, Actinopteri, Cypriniformes, Cyprinidae. Bases 976 to 1215 code for a protein of 79 amino acids. The record is from RefSeq and is a predicted model, not a curated record. Gene Ontology annotation, molecular function: nucleic acid binding. The transcript has 2 exons.